Messenger RNA from Gadus chalcogrammus (walleye pollock), 2850 nucleotides. It is a transcript of the gene dvl1a, whose product is annotated as dishevelled segment polarity protein 1a. Gene Ontology annotation, cellular component: cytosol. Gene Ontology annotation, molecular function: frizzled binding. The coding region runs from base 528 to 2717 and encodes 729 amino acids. Lineage: Eukaryota; Metazoa; Chordata; Actinopteri; Gadiformes; Gadidae. Gene Ontology annotation, biological process: canonical Wnt signaling pathway; intracellular signal transduction. The record is from RefSeq and is a predicted model, not a curated record. The transcript has 15 exons.
UAUAUAUAGGCCCUACCAAACCAAAUGAUCAGGUAAAGGUAUUGCUAUUGACUAGUUAUCCUAAUAUAAUCACAUUUAAAGACAUUUCAGGAUUAUAUAAUCCUUAUUUGUUGCGUGUCUAUAACGCUGUUAAUACAAUAGACCUGCAGUAGUCCUAACCCACCACUAGAUGGCGUUGCUGUCUCGCAGAUCGCCUCCUGGAUAAAUAGCAAUAUUCCAAACUCCAUAUCGCAAGGAUGUGUGGACUGUCCCUUCCUGUUUUAGUGCCGAGACAGCCACCGUACCGACACAUCGGAGCAGGGAUACACUUUCAACGUGAUUAUGUCUGUUUUUUCGCUCUGCGUAUCAAACAAUCGCUUAUUUAUACCUCGGCGUUGGAGCCAGAGUGUACCGUGUUAGCGCCGUCGGGGAAGCCGCUGUGUAAUGUUAUGUUAUGUUACGGAUCGCUCGUAACAUAGCAGGCCUAUUUACUGCGCUGCCAACCCUUGUUCCUUUCCUGUGUCAAUGAGUGUCCUACCCUCACUCUCAUGGCGGAGACUAAAAUCAUAUACCACAUAGACGAGGAGGAGACUCCUUAUCUAGUUAAAUUAUCAGUCUCUCCGGAAAAAGUCACCUUAGCGGAUUUUAAAAAUGUCCUCAACAAUCGCCCAGUCAACAGCUACAAAUUCUUCUUCAAAUCGAUGGACCAGGAUUUCGGGGUGGUCAAAGAGGAGAUUUCCGAUGACAACGCCAAGCUGCCCUGCUUCAACGGGAGAGUGGUUUCAUGGUUGGUACUGGCGGAGAGCGCACACUCUGACGGGGGGUCCCAGUGCACGGAGAGCCACCCGGAGCUGCCCCCCCCCCUGGAGAGAACGGGGGGCAUUGGAGACUCACGGCCCCCCUCCUUCCAUGCCAACGCGGUGAGCAGUCGCGACGGCCUUGACACGGAGACGGGCACCGAGUCCCUACUCAGCCACCGGCGGGAGCGGGAACGGGAGCGGGCGCGGCGGAGAGCGCGGGAGACGGAGAUCCCCCGCAUCAACGGCCACGCCAAGUCGGAGCGCACGGCGCGGGACUCGGCCAUGGGCUACGACAGCGCCUCGCUGAUGAGCAGCGAGCUGGAGUCCAGCUCCUUCGUGGACAGCGAGGAGGACGAGGACGCCAGCAGACUGAGCAGCUCCACCGAGCAGAGCUCCUCCUCUCAGCUGAUGCGCCGACACAAGCGCCGCCGACGGAGGCACAAGGUGGCCAAGAUAGACCGGUCCUCCUCGUUCAGCAGCAUCACCGACUCCACGAUGAGCCUCAACAUCAUCACCGUCACGCUCAACAUGGAGAAAUACAACUUCCUGGGCAUCAGCAUCGUGGGCCAGAGCAACGACCGGGGCGACGGGGGCAUCUACAUCGGCUCCAUCAUGAAGGGCGGGGCGGUGGCCGCGGACGGCAGGAUAGAGCCCGGGGACAUGCUGCUGCAGGUGAACGAUGUGAACUUUGAGAACAUGAGCAACGACGACGCGGUCAGGAUACUCCGAGAGAUCGUGUCUAAAACUGGUCCCAUUAGUCUUACUGUUGCCAAGUGCUGGGACCCCUCCCCCCGCAGCUACUUCACCAUCCCCCGCGCCGAGCCAGUGAGGCCCAUUGACCCCGCUGCCUGGAUCUCCCACACCACGGCCCUGACCGGCCCCUACCCACACUACGAAUUCGAUGACCUACCGCUGUCGGCGAGCAAGACAGACAUGGCGACCAUCGUCAAGGUGAUGCAGUUGCCCGACUCCGGUCUGGAGAUUCGAGACAGGAUGUGGCUGAAGAUCACCAUCGCCAACGCCGUUAUCGGUGCGGACGUGGUGGACUGGCUGUAUUCCCGGGUGGAGGGCUUCAAGGACCGGCGCGACGCCAGGAAGUACGCCAGCAGCCUGCUGAAGCACGGCUACCUGAGGCACACGGUCAACAAGAUCACCUUCUCCGAGCAGUGCUACUACACCUUCGGAGACCUCUGUCAGAACAUGGCGUCGCUCAACCUGAACGAGGGCUCCAGCGUGGGGGGCUCUGAGCAGGACACCCUGGCGCCCCUGCCCCCCAGCACCAACCCCUGGCCCCUGGGCGGGCAGCCCUUCCCCUACCCCCCGUUCCCCUCCGCCCCGCCCAGCUUCCCCCCCGGCUACUCAGACCCCUGCCACAGCUUCCACGGCGGCAGCGCCGGCAGCCAGCACAGUGAAGGCAGCAGGAGUAGCGGCUCCAACCCCAGCGCCGGGAAGGCCCGGCGCUCCUCGCCCCAGGAGAAGGCCCAGCGCUCCACCUGCAGCGAGUCGGAGCCCGGCGUGCGAGCAGCCCGACGCGGCAGCGACCGCUCCGCCAGCCAAACAAGCCACGCCCACAGCCACGCCCGCUCCGGCUUCAGCCACACGCAGUCCCACCGGAGCCACCCCCACUCUCAGCACAGCCACCCGUCCUUCGCCUACAGCCAGGGCCCCCCGGGGCCCCUGAGCCCCCUCAGCCCCCCGGGGCCCGGGUCCUGCGCCCACAGCGAGCGCAGCCACGCCUCGUCCUACGGGCCCCCGGGGCUGCCUCCCCCUUACUGCCUGGCCCGCCUGGCCCCCAAGACCCCCGCCACCAGCAGCACCCCCCCUGGAGCCCCCCCCGGGAGGGAGCUGGCCGCCGUCCCGCCCGAGCUUACCGCCAGCCGCCAGUCCUUCCAGCACGCCAUGGGAAACCCCUGCGAGUUCUUCGUUGACAUCAUGUGACCCUCUUGGGAGAUGGCGCCGAUAGAAUCCUCUUGAGUAUAAACAAAUGACCCCCUCUCUCUCUCUCUCUCUCUCUCUCUCUCUCUCUCUCUCUCUCUCUCUCUCUCUCUCUCUCUCUCUCUCUCUCUCUCUC